AUGAACACUGAUAAACUUCCUGAGACUGGUUUAAAUACGCUUAAUGAAAGUGUUAACAGCACAAAUAAAAGUAAUUUGUACAUGCCAACGUUGAGUAAGGAGGGAUCAGUUGAAAAUACAUCGGCGGUGGCAUCAAACGUCCCGCGUCUUAGUGCAAGAGAAGUGUCCCGUUCCUCAUGCCGCGGGCUUCUUUCAAGGAUGGGAUUAUUUAGUGCUCGUCGCCACAGUCAUAAGAAGAGUCGUCUGAAACCGGAUAAAAAUAAACGAGAACCCAACAACCUAAACUAUAAUUCAGAAUUCGAUUCGAGCUUAUGCGCUCAGCGAAUAGGUGGGAAUUCGCAAAUUUUAGACAAUUCUGAAACGUUUUUUUCACCGAGUGUGGAUCGGAGUUCCAAUCUUCUUGACUCAGUUCUCGUUUCUGAAGAAUUCGCUGAUAGCCCUGUAGCAUCUUCUUCGAGACAACGUAGUUGUCACCAAAAAACAAAUCAGGAACUUGAUAAAAAACAUUCUGAAGGGCUGGCGGGUUCAAACCCAGGAUCUGAUUCCACCCCUCUGGUCGACUUUAAGGGUAUCAGUUCCACAACAAGCCGUCGCCUGCGGCAUCCCACGGAUGAAAAAUUAGAUGCAAUGCGUUAUGAUAGUUAUCAUGCAAAGCAACAAAGCCGAAGUUUACCUGAAGGUAGUUCUUACUUUGCGACAGCACUCCAGCAUGGUUUUCGUCAGGUUGAUCCAAGCAAGUGUCUCAGCGGUAAUUCCUCCUUUUCUGUUUUUCACAUGCUACCGACCGAAGUCAGUCCUCGAAGUAGUGGGAAGGUCAAAGGGGCGCACACCCCGUUCACUCAGCAGGGGGCCACUUCCUCCACAACAGGGACCCCCGCCUGUCAGACGCUGCGAGACGCUAAAUCGGUACUUCGGAAGCAUGCUCCCGCAAGCUCCGCCUCUGCGGCGUCCGGAACGCAUAUGGCCAUCAAUUCCGUUGUCGGCUUGUCACUACACAGUUUUCACCCCACAAAUUCCUUUCACAGCCGAAGUAGCAGCAUUCGAAGCCGAAGGGCUUGUGUGCGACGUGGUGCUUUGGUUAGUGACGCGGAGGAUUCGAUUCAGGACAGAGACUUGUCAAUGGUCGGGGUUACAGCUGUGGCAUCGGUUCCCCCCAGUGUAGAGCCAUCCUAUCAUGGAUUUGUUAUGCCAAAGCCACAGCAUCCUACGCUUUCAGCACGCACACAUGAGGGUUUAGUCGACAGAAGUUUUAGAAGCUUUCCCAAAGGUCUACUUGACUCAGCAUGCACCCCGUUUAAUUAUACAGCUUUAGAUGUAGUUACAUCUCCUUCAGAGCAACAUGUGAAUACUAAUUACACCUGUGGUCAAGCAUUACAGUCCAUAGUUAUGGUACCAGGGUCUGACCCCAGUUUUGGUCAAGUUAGAUCACCGCGGUUGGUAUUUGACAUGCUAAACACUUCAAGUAUUACAAGCUUUAAUCCAGAGGAAACCAAUAAAGACAUAAGUGCAAGUGAACGUGGUUCAUCCUUAGGGUCUGCGACUGGGGUACCGUUGCGAGCUCGUAUUAUAGGACCCAAGUUGCUACAUCGCCUCAGCUCACGUUCUGUGCAAUCCAGCGAUAAUAGCAACACCAGCGAUUCUGAUCUGGAAGCAGAACACCAAAAGAAAGUGGAUGAGCUUCUCAAGCUUCUGACGGUGGACCAUAAGUCCUGUAGAUCAAAUUCGCUAGUACCAGAUGACCCUUUAUCAAAGACCAGCAUUGCCAACAUUUGUAAUAGCAGAGAUAUAACAAUAGGUGGUUUUGCACGUGUCGAUGGAAUGGCUUCUGCCUCUAAUAACACUAUGAAUUGCACCCCAGACUUGAUAACUGGGUGUACGGAAAUUGGUUUAGAUCCAACAUCGAACUCUAGUUCUGAAGAAAAAGCAACACCGAAUAACAGCGGGUGGAUGUGCGUUGGCAGCCUUUUCAGCAGUCAGGAUUGGUAUAUGCGCAUGCGAAGUAAAAAAGACGACAGCGAGACAGAGAAAUAUGUGGAUCUCACAAGCAGGGGAUCUGAUAAAGACAAGGAUCAUAAUACCAACACAUGCAGCUGCAGCGGUGGUUCUGAAAGUAUUGUAUUGCCGUCUGAGAGUGGAGGUACAAAUGUGAAGAGUGUGUUGAGUUCUCCUGGAAAAGUGCCUUUGGUGAAUAAAAGUGUCACAGAGAAACUGGAUAAGCGGCAACCGUAUCAGAAGACUUCAUAUACUCACGCUGCAGACCCAAUUGCUAUAAAGCGGGAUGGUUCUGAAGUCUUGACAAAUGCAGAGAGCUGCCAAUGGCGUGAAGGAAUCAGUCUUGAUUCUAAAUCCAACUAUGUAUGCUCUCCUAUAUUGAAUUGGCUAAAGGAGAAGCCCCAGGUUCAGAGUACCAUUCCUAUGAACUCAGAACAUGAAAAACCAACAGUUCUGCGAUCUGCAUCGGAUAGUUCUGUUCUCAUGGGCGACCUGAAGAUUUCCAGUGAAAAAAAUGGACAUCGAGAAAGGAAUAGUGUCACUCUUACUGAGGACAUACUAUCCAUUUCUCAUGAAGCCUCGAUUCUUCUGAAUCAUGAAUUUAAUAUGAGGGUCUCACCUACUAUUAGAGAAUCAAGUCUACCGUUGAGCCCGGUCUCACUGAAAUCAAAUAAUGUUUCUCAGACGCCUGUGGUCGCCCAUCUCUAUCAAUUCCAUCAAUCGUCUUCCGUACCAGCAUCAUUGUCCUUUACAUAUAACCGUCAAGGGAACAGCAAUCGUAAAAAACACUUUCCCGAUACCACGUGUGGUCACAGUAGUAUCACAAAAAAAAAUACUUCCAGCACUUCAAAUCGAGAAAAAACGAAUAAACAUUCCAACAAGCUCUUGGAGCGGGUACGCUUAGAACCUGUUAUAUUUUCAUCAAGAAAAAAUAAGCGAACAAAGAAAAAGGUGCGUGAACAUUCAACUGUGCUGCCCACUUCAAGUAACAUAUGCAUGGAUGCUGUAGGCAAACAUGACAAAAUGCUCUUACCGAAGAGUAACUGUAUCGACGAGAUGCCUUACAAUAUUCACACUACUACUGAUGUGUUCUUACCAGCGCUUCCUUAUGACCACCUUAAAAUGGACUAUGAUCCCACCUCCAGCGCGGGGUCUGUUAGAGAGACCGACCCACUCAUAUCCCACGAAUCAACGCUUUCGCAUGCGUCGUACCAAAGUGGCGAUAGUCGGGUAGCACAGGAUUUACUAACCAAGCGGAAUCAAGCCCGACGCAGGACCAUUCCACACUAUACAAAAACUACUAAGACGGACUUCCUCAUCGAUGAAGCUCUGAAGGUCGGCUCUGAUUCACAUGUCUCACCAUUGAAAAGGGAAAGUUCAGCAGCUCUACAAGGAGACCUCUUACACAUCACUUGGCCCAGGGUCCUCACCCCCACACUUAUUGUGACUCAACCUGUAACUAGCCCUAUCCUUGAUUCCUGUAGAAAAGCGUCGCUCCCUCAGGUGAAGUCUGCAAAAUUACAGCCUCUCAUCCCCAUCGAUAGGAGUCAUCGAUUGUCAUCUUCAAAAUCUAAGUUCGGAGGCAAUAGCAAACUCCGCACCGAGUCUCCCGGUGUAGUUUUACCGCAAUGGAAAUCGUUUGAUGCAGACAAGUCAUCCGAUACAAGUAAGUAG
Phytomonas sp. Hart1 is the source of this 3666-nucleotide messenger RNA. The record is from the annotation of a GenBank genome assembly. NCBI's taxonomy places the organism in Eukaryota, Euglenozoa, Kinetoplastea, Trypanosomatida, Trypanosomatidae.